AGCCUGAAAGGUGAAUCUUUGUCAAAACCAGAGACGGGGGAGGAGGCAGUUUCAAAUGCACGAUAUGCCAUUCAAUUGAUCGAAGUCGUAUCUGAUGUAUGCCGUUUAUUGUUAUUAUUAUUAUUAUUUGUCCCUCACGCUUUGCAGAUUGCCGUGGAACUGGAUCCGGUCGCGCAUCGGCACAAUAUUUUCCACUGUCCGGUUAUCAAAGAAGUGACCACCGCUUCAAACGGCCCCGUUCGACUUACUUGUGGUCAUGCGAUCUCACGCGACGCGUUCGAGUCGCUCCCGAGUAGUGAUCGAAGGUACUUUUGCUUACGUGUGUCUGAUGCAUCAUCAUCACAAUUUUUGCUUCCACCCGAUGAGCGUUCUGUUCCCAGACUCACUCUAACUGUUUCAGUUUCAGUUGAACACAAUCAUUAA
Messenger RNA from Echinostoma caproni, 423 nucleotides. NCBI's taxonomy places the organism in Eukaryota, Metazoa, Platyhelminthes, Trematoda, Plagiorchiida, Echinostomatidae. The record is from the annotation of a GenBank genome assembly.